Molecule: messenger RNA, 4201 nt
Organism: Oncorhynchus tshawytscha (Chinook salmon)
Lineage: Eukaryota; Metazoa; Chordata; Actinopteri; Salmoniformes; Salmonidae
Gene: tbc1d24
Product: TBC1 domain family, member 24
Exons: 9
Coding region: 315-2066 (583 amino acids)
Source: RefSeq, a predicted model, not a curated record
GUUAGAGGAGUAGGGAUACUGCGCAUGUCCGAAACUGACAAAUAUGACUGCAGCUCCAACAUCUCAAGACAUCUGACCAAACCAGUAGGUCCAACAGGCCUCAACUGCAGACCACGUGUAUGGCGUCCAGUGGGCAAGCAGUUUGCUGAUGUCAACAUUGUGAACGGACUGUCCCAUGAUGCCGGUGGGGUUAUGUAAACAUCAUGGGUGGUUGAGAGACACCCUGGACUUAUUUGUUGUGAAGAGGACAGAAGGCUAGUUAGGCUAAGUUAUACUCAAGACCCCUCAGCCGCAGUCCAGAAGAUACUGCAGCCAUGGCUGAGGAGGACUACGGCUGCUUUGUGGACUGGACCCAGAUGGGGGACCUGGCCAACAGCAGUGGCCCCUCCAAACUGGAUGUCAAGGACCCAUUGGAGCUCAAGAAGCUGGCCAGGCAGGGCCACUGGGCCAAGAACCACAAGCUUCGUGCCCAGGUUUACCAGCAACUCAUCAAGGCCAUCCCCUGUCGCACCGUCACCCCCGAUGCUGAGGUCUAUCGUGACCUCAUGGGGGACAGCACAGGUAAAAAAGCCUCGUCCGUCAUCCCACUGCCGGACUUUGUGGACGGCAGCGCUGUUCCGCACUACUGCCUCAAAGCAGACGCAGUGACCACCGUCCACCGGGUCAUCUCCUGUCUGGCUGGCCAGUUCCCGGACAUCUCGCACUGCCCGGCGCUGCCCGCCAUAACUGCCCUCCUGCUGCACUUCAGUGCCGACGAGGCGCAGUGCUUCGAGAACAUCAGCCGUCUGCUGGCAUGCAACGAGCCAGGCCGACGCUUGGUGGACCAGACCUUCCUGGCCUACGAAUCCAGCUGCAUGACCUUCGGCGACCUGGCCAACAAGUACUGCCCGGCCGCCCACAAGUUGAUCGUGGCCACAGCGCAGGACGUGGUGGAAGUGUACUCGGGCUGGCAGCGCUGGGUGCUGGGCGACCUGCCCUUCAGCCACGUGGCCCGGGUACUAGACGUCUUCCUGGUGGAAGGAUACAAGGUGUUGUAUCGCGUGGCCCUGGCCCUGCUCAAGUUCUAUCGCAAACAGAAAGCCGGGGCUGGAGCUGGAGCUCAGCCAUCAGAGGGCCAGAAACAGGACUCUGCAGAGGUCAAGGCGGAGAUCCAGGCCUUUGUCAAAGCCAUCGGCUCCAGCAUCACCCCGGACAAGCUGCUGGAGAAGGCCUUCUCCAUCCGCCUGUUCAGUCGCAAAGAGAUUACCCUCCUGCAGCUCGCCAAUGAGAAGUCGCUGCAGCAGAAGGGUAUCACCGUCAAACAGAAGAGUCUGAGGCGCAACGUGCAGCUGGCUCUGAACCCGGACACCUUCUCCUCGGAGGUGGUCAGCGCCAAGGAGAUGAGGGACAUCUGGUCGUGGAUCCCCGAGCGCUUCGCCCUGUGCGAACCGCAGCUUCUCUUCACCACGUCCACCCACGGCUGCAGCCUCAACCGGUUUUACGCUCAUGUUGAAGGGUAUGAGCCCACUCUGCUACUCAUCCGGACCUGCGAAGCUGAUGUAUGUGGAGCCUUUCUCUCAACCGAUUGGGAGGAGCGCAAGCGAGGCGGGAACAAACUCAGCUUCUUUGGGACUGGAGAAUGUUUUGUCUUUAGGCUGAAGCCGGAGAUGGAGAGGUAUGAGUGGGUGGUGAUCCGCCACCCGGAGCUGGCUUCCUCCAUCAAGGCCCAGAGCAGUGAGGACCCUGCUGAGGACGAGGCUCCCACCGACAGGCAGAGCUCUGAUGACAACAGCCUCCCCGUGGAGAGGCCGGCCGCUGACCCCUCCAACCGCCUGUCACCCUUCCUCUCGGCCCGACACUUCAACCUCAACUCCAGAAACACCUCCAUGUUCAUGGCCGGCAACGUUGACUCCAUCAUAGUGGGGGGAGGAGAGGGCAACGCGCUGUACAUCGACGGCGAACUGAACCACGGGCGCACAGCCCGCUGCACCACCUUCGACAACCCGCCGCUCUGCUCCACCGAGAGCUUCCAGGUGGCCCUGCUGGAGGUUUGGGGCUUCCAGGACGCCAUGGCCUCAGAUAGAUAGACACAAACACACAGCUAGAGAGACACACACACACACAAACCCCACCAAAGGCCUGAUGAAGGUACCUGCAAUAUCAGAACAAACCCCUUUCCAUCCAGUAAAUUAAUUUAUCCUUUGAAUUCUAUACAUAAAUGUGAAAUAUUUGUAAUUAUUAAUGUAAAACAAGUAUCGUAUUCUGAAAGUAUCUUUUAUUUGUGAUAUUUUUUUUUUUACAGAUGUUUAAUUGUUGUAUUACUCUUUUUGUUGACUCAUUCGGGGGAUUAUAAUGACGAAAAGCAGCUCUGUUGUUUUAAAAAGGCUUUGUCUGGCAUUUUUAUCAAAUGCCAUGGUUUUACACACUCAAGUAACUUGUUUCAUUUCUAUAUUCACUUUAUAUCCACUCAUUCAUUUGUGCAAUCUGGUUAGGCGCUUAACCAACUGCCAAAAUCGUAGUUAGUAGGCCUGUAAGUCUAAGAACAUAUGCCGUCUACCCAGCUGUCAGAGAACUGGGGUCUAUGAAAAUGAAUUGCACAAAGUGAAGUGUGUAUUUGGUGAAGAAUGUUGGAUUGUGGGGUCUUUGCAAUCAAAAUAGCAGAGUUCAAGUAAUGCAGUCGUGACCUAAGUCGUGCCAGGUUUCAUUGUCUUUCAUCAAGCCCCGUUGUGCUUUUCCCUCUGACUGUACAUGUCUGGGAGUUAUUACUCUAUAUCAGAUUAACUGUGGUUCUGUUGGUGGAUACUUGUGUAAACUUGACGUUUCAGUGUAGCCUGGUCCCAGAUCUCAUUGUGCCAUCUUACUGAACCAUCUCCUAUGGUUAUUCAUUGUCGUAGCAAACAUGACAAUUGGCUAUACGGUACAAACAGAUCUGGGACCAGGCUAGUUUCAGUCUGGCUGUUGUGCAGACCAUAUUCUCGCCAGAUGUACUCUUGCUUCUGCACACAGCAGUAAAUUAGAAAAAAGACCCCUUUUAAAGUAUGCGAAUAUCGUUCUUUGAAUGCGUUUUUUUUUAUUGAUACUGUAAAAGUGUGCGACAAAGACCAUAUCCACGUCCCUCCCAUUUAGGUUCACAACCUGUAGUUACACUAUGUGUGAGUAAUGCCACAUUCAUCUGUCUUUCUCUAUCCGUCCCUCUCCUUUAACUCUGAAACGUUAUCAUCCAAAAAGGAGCAGAAAAUGUCAGUUAUUUGGCAGAGACUCAACUGUAUAUCAUUGAAUAUCUUUGUUGUGUUUGAAGUCCUCCAGUGAAGUAUCGAUUUAAAAAAAAAUACAGAUGUAUCAAAUAUGUGAAAGUAAUACACUCUGAAACAAGUAAUAUAUGUCUGUCAUGUUUUAUUGUUCAUUAUUUUUCACUUUCAUUGUUUGUUUGUUUUGCUAGCUUUGCACGCAUGUGCCCCUACCCAUUCGACUGUUCUUUCUCCAUGACUUCGGGGUGAAAGGAGGGUAGUAGUCUUGAACCCUGUCACAAAAACGUGUCAGUUGCCUUUCACAGUCCCAGAAUCGAACCAUUAGCCUAGCUUGAUGACUCGCGCUCUAUUCUGCCGCUUCUCUGUGGUUCGCGACACGCUUUAGUCUGAGACUGCCAUCAUUGAAGUCGUUUGUGGUGACGAGGGGUGAAUUUUCAAACCGCUGCUUUACCCAAGUGUGUUCUGGCUCAACCCAUCAGAUUCUGGACCAAUCAGGCAGCCCCGAAUGUAUUCGGAUUCGGUGAAGGGUCAGGGAGGUACUCAGAUCCAGACACACUGGGCGAGUUUGCGUGGUAAGGCGGAAGUCGAAUAGAGUCAAAGGAAGGUAUACGACAAUGGCAGACAUGUUGUUUGCCUUCUUUUAUGCCGAUGAAAUUGAUGCCAGUGAAAUUCCACUUCUACACAAAGCUGAACGUGAUCAACAUGUUCCAAGGAAUGAAUAUCCUGAUAAGGAAAUUAGAUACCAGCCCCAUGCUCUUUCACAAGUCUUGUUCUAUAUUUCUGUGAUGGUUUUUCACAAAAUAUUACCUGGUAGUGAGUGCAUAGGCUACUAGAAUGAAAACAUAUCAGUAUUUUUGCAGCAUAUGGGAUUUGCUCUGUUUGUCAUUACUUCAUGCCCUUGUACCUUCCUCAUUAUUUGUGAUUGUGCAACAUGGAAUUGUAACAGAUGUCAUUAAAUGGAGUCCACAAAGCUU